Sturnus vulgaris (Common starling) is the source of this 868-nucleotide messenger RNA. It is a transcript of the gene AGR2, whose product is annotated as anterior gradient 2, protein disulphide isomerase family member. Gene Ontology annotation, cellular component: endoplasmic reticulum. The record is from RefSeq and is a predicted model, not a curated record. NCBI's taxonomy places the organism in Eukaryota, Metazoa, Chordata, Aves, Passeriformes, Sturnidae. Gene Ontology annotation, molecular function: dystroglycan binding.
AGCAUUCACGCUGAAACCAGGAACACCUUCGCAUCCUGGCAGGCGACUGAGAGAGUAAACAAGGAGCAGCCAUGGAGAAGAGUUACCUGUCCUUGUUCCUGCUGCUCAUUGCCAUCUCCUGUGCUCUGGCAAAGGAUGCGGGCAAGAAGGAUUCAAAGGACACUACGGCUAAGCCAAAACUGCCUCAGACACUCUCCAGAGGCUGGGGAGACCAGCUCAUCUGGACUCAGACCUACGAGGAGGCGCUUUUCCGAGCCAAGCACAGCCAGAAACCCCUGAUGAUUAUCCACCACUUGGAAGACUGCCCACACAGCCAAGCCCUCAAGAAGGUCUUUGCUGAACACAAAGAUAUACAGAAACUGGCUGAAAAAUUCAUUCUCCUGAACCUUGUGUAUGAAACCACAGACAAGAAUCUUGCCCCUGAUGGCCAGUACGUCCCUCGGGUUUUGUUCAUAGAUCCUUCCCUGACUGUGAGAGCGGAUAUUACUGGAAGAUACUCAAACCGUCUCUACGCAUAUGAGCCCUCUGACAUUUCAUUGUUGUACUCAAAUAUGCAGAAAGCGCUGAAGCUCCUGAAGACUGAACUGUAAGAGGAAGAAGAAAGCCCUUAAAUAUUCUGGAGUCUUAUCUUCGAUCUCUUCUCCACACCUUGAUACUGGUGAAGAGACUAUUUAGAGUGAUAUUUAGUGAUGUGUAGUGAUGGUUUCUAUACAUAAACGCUACCGUUUUACAUUAGCACUUUUGUACUGGGAAGCAUUUUUAAAAGCUGGAGGCUUUUAUUUUAAGGCGUACAGAAGAAUACUGUAUGAUUCAACUGUAAAAAUGAUUUUUUUAAAAAUAAAUUCAUUUCAAGUGUUUACAUACAAAA